Molecule: messenger RNA, 450 nt
Organism: Acaulospora morrowiae
Lineage: Eukaryota; Fungi; Glomeromycota; Glomeromycetes; Diversisporales; Acaulosporaceae
Source: the annotation of a GenBank genome assembly
AUGCCGAUUCUACCGACGACAGCACCGCGCUCGUCUUUCCACGAGGAAAUGCUACACAAACAAAGGCGACCGAAAUAUUGGACAGCAUCGAUUCCAAUAUUUUUACGACGGUUGUUCCGUUUUCCGCAGAUGGAUUUUGAGCUUGCCUUCUGGCAAAUGCUUUAUCUAUGUAUAGCACCAAGAAGAGUGUGGGUAGAAACUUUGCAAAUAUUUGUUGAAUUCAUAAGAUUCUUUUGGCACAAAAUAUGCUCACAAUUUCGAAUCCGGUAUAUAGAAACCAAGAAUCAAUGGGCCAGAGACGAUCCAGCAUUUGUCGUGAUCUUAUCUUUCUUUCUGGUAUCCGCGAUUGCAUGGGGAUUAGUGUAUGGUCACGGACUAGUCGGAAUUCUGAAAAUGAGCCUUUUUAUGGUUUUCAUAGAUUUCGUGGUGGUUGGAAUGGUUAUAUCAACG